AUGGCUCCGCCAAUAGAGGGCAAAUUAUCUAUAGCGACUAAUAGGAUCGAAAGGUUAAAAUCACCCUCGUCCUCAUCAACAUGCUCGAUGGACGAGGUCCUCAUUACUUCAAGCAAUAACAGCAGCUCCGUAUGUUUGGAUACCCUACGCCAGUUUCCUCGGGAAGGCGUUUCCGGUCAGAUAAACAUCAUUAAAGAAGCUACUUCACCUUCUUUCCAUUCUGCUCUCUUCCUUGAGCAAGAUCUUUACGAACAUAUCGAUCCUCUUCCUGCCUAUCCGCCAAGCUAUGACCUAGUAAAUCCCAACAAAGAGGUUCGCUUCCCAACAUUUGGAGAUACGGCACCGUGCCUCAAGUCUUCAUUACCUCCUUCAUAUGCACCCGCCGUAUACGAAUUAUCUUUGGUCUCCUUAAAAUUGGAAAGGCUUUCUCCUUAUGAAGUUUCUAAUAACAGGAGCUGGAGAAAUCUUAUCAUUGAGAUUAAUUCGACCCAACUGAACUUUUACCACAUUGAUGAAUCUUUGACAAAGCAUAUCAGAAACUAUUCGAGUGGAGAAACAAAAUCUGAAAAAGAAGAUAGGAUUCAUAGUGAUUUGGUCCAUCCCAAUGAUCAAUCACAACAUUUGCACCAUCGCUUAUUUAGUUUGCCGACGAGAUCUGCGUCAGAGUUUAAAAAAUCAGAUCAAGAACGGAUCUCUUACAGAGUUAAACGUGACCGAUCCCGAUAUUUAACUAAUGAGGCUCUUUAUAAAUCUUUCACCUUACAAAAUGCAAGAUUUGGUAUACCAACUGAUUAUACCAAGAAAAGUUUUGUAUUAAGAAUGUCUUGUGAAAGUGAGCAGUUUUUAUUGAAAUUCUCUCAUAUAGAUGAUAUGAUUGAGUGGUCUAUGUACCUAUCGGUCGGCAUAUCGGUAUCAUUAGACUUAGAAGUUAGGGAAUAUCCGGACUAUCGAAUUGUCCCCAGGAGGAGGAGAAGGAGAAGAAGAAGAAGAAGAAGAAGAAGAAGAAGAAACACACAUAUAAGUGAAAGCUCAAUGGGAUCGUUCUCACAAAGAUUCAUUCGUUCCAACACCAGGCCGGAAUUAAUUCAAAGGUAUAAUACAAGGUCUAAUAUUAAUAAUAAUUCCAAUAUCAGGGGACGCUCGAAUACCUUCACGACUGGUUUGCUAGAUCGUUACUGUUCCGGCUUGUCGCACGCCUCUACAGACGCAUUAGUACCCUCAGCCACACCUGGAGAAGUCGUUGAUAACAAUACUCUCGGCUCAGCGGGAUCUUCAUCUGGAUGUUCAGCUGCUCGUUCAAUUGCAUCUAGAAGUUUGAAGUUCAAAAUCAAGAACUUUUUCAGGCCCAAAAGUUCUUCGCAAACAGAAAAGCUCCACAGACUCAGAUCAAACUCAAGUAACUUAAACAGUGUUAUUGAAACGGAAGAAGAAGAACAACAUAAGUAUGAAUUAAGUGGUGUUCCAAUAAGUACUUCUAGUAAAGUGGAACACCCACCGUACAGAAAUAGAGCUAUUUCUAUGCCUCAAAGACAACUAUUGAGACGUGCCAUCAGCGAGGAGGUUGUUCCUAUCAAGUUUCCAAAUGAUACUAUAGGUGAGUCGGUUCCCUCCAUGCCUGGGUUUUCUAAUUCUUUGUCCACUAAUGAGCAAUUGUCUGUCGAUGGCUGCGAGAUCAUGCUUCGGUCACAAAAUGCCGUUAUGAAAGAUGAAUUACAGAGUGUAGUGUCGAAUUUGGUAGCCAAUAAAAAGGAUGAGGUUUCGAUUAGAGCUAACUCUCGAGGUUCUUUUAUAUAUAUGUCAGAUUUAGUUCCUAAUGAGGAAUCCAAUACGGAUUUAUGCCAAAGUAGUUUGUCAUUGUCUCUCGUAGAUAAUAAUUCUCAGGUGAAUGGUGAUGAAAGUGUCACAGAGACCGAUGAGGACGAAAGUGAUGGGGACACUGAUGAUACCACUGACAAUGAUACUGGUGAUAGUAAUAGUGGUUAUGUUUAUGGCAGCGAAGGUGAUUUUUCAAGCUUAAUAGAGCAACGGGUAAGGAAUAGAAGACGUGCAUCAUCUACUCUAAGUUGUUUCUCAAAUAUUCCUUAUGGCACAGGUGACGUUAAAUGGAAACCAGCUAUUAAAGUAGUUUCAAGAAGGCGUUAUUUGAGAGAUUCCAUAAAGUGUAUCAAACCAUUUCUAGACAGCAACGACUGUUUAGGUAAGAUUAUUUAUAUCCCUGUUUCUGGACCAGCGUUUGAAACAAGUAACAAAUUGCAAUUUAAUAACAAUCAGAGUUUGCGAAAGGUGAAAAACCAUUUUUUGAAAGGCUUUAUUGUAGGACCCACAGCGCUCAUAGAGCUUAAUUAUAUCAAUAAGAAUGAAAUUGCCGGAAUAGCAAAAGAUAAUGAAGACCAUGAUGAGAACGAUGGCGAGGGCGAUGAUGUCGAAGAUGAGGAUGGUGAGGAUGACGACGACGACGACGAUGAUGACGAUGAUGAUGAUGACGAUGAUGAUGAUGACGAUGAUGAUGAUGAUGAUGAUGAUGAUGACGAUGAUGAGAAUAUUGCAUAA
This is a messenger RNA of Saccharomyces mikatae IFO 1815, 2550 nucleotides long. RefSeq lists its product as uncharacterized. The transcript has a single exon. Bases 1 to 2550 code for a protein of 849 amino acids. The record is from RefSeq and is a predicted model, not a curated record. Lineage: Eukaryota; Fungi; Ascomycota; Saccharomycetes; Saccharomycetales; Saccharomycetaceae.